AUCUUCUUAAUGUCACUUUUGUCAAAAACGGCAUAUUUGGUGGUCACGUCCAAUUUUAUAAAAAAUGUUCAAAGAAUUUAAUAUUAGUGCGAACGUAUAGGUGUAUAAUGAUUUAAAACAAAACAGUUCAUACAUAAAAAGAAAUCGCUGACGACAUUCACCAAAUGUCGUCAUUAAUUUUCCUAAUUAAUAAUAUUCGCAGUACAAUGUGGUGGGCGUCAAUUAUUUUGAAAGUGAAUUAAUAGACAUCAUGGCUUCUUCUAUUGCAACAGAUACUGCGUCUUUAUGCAGCGAAGCAAGUACUCUUAUAGAUGGAAGUGUUAUAUCUACUGUUCCUGAUCGACAUGGUUUUCUUGGCGGCCAACAGUAUUCUCCAGAACCAAAGCAGGGGCCUCCUCCCGAAACAGUGCUUCGAAGGGAACACAAAUGGCUAAAGAUGAUUUCUAAAUGGAAUUUUUACAUGGAAAGAAACUACAGGAAAGUUAGAGAAAGAUGUCGAAAAGGAAUACCAAUGUCUGUUCGUCCUAAAGCUUGGCUUUAUUUGUGUGGUGGUAAAUUAUUAUUAGACAAAUAUCCUGAUCAAUAUCAGGUUUGUCUGAGGGAUGAUGCUGAUCCAAAGGCUCUCGAAGACAUUAGGAAAGAUUUACACCGACAAUUUCCAUAUCAUGAAAUGUUUAUAUCUGAAGAUAAGCCAGGACAACAAGAGUUGUUUAAUGUUUUAAAAGCCUAUGCGGUCUUCAAUCCAACAGUUGGUUACUGUCAAGCACAAGCUCCAGUUGCUGCAUUUCUUCUAAUGCACAUGCCAGCUAUACAAGCUUUCUGGUGUCUUGUUUCAAUCUCAGACCGUUAUUUAAAAGAUUAUUAUUCACCAGGUAUGGAAACUGUUCGAAGGGAUGGGAUGAUCCUUCAAGGUUUGCUUAAAAAAACCUGUCCACUAGCUUAUCGUCAUCUAAAAAAAAUUGAGGCUGAACCUAUGUUUUAUUGUACAGAAUGGUUUUUAUGCGCAUUUACUCGUACAUUACCUUGGGAUUCUUUGUUGCGUAUUUGGGAUAUAUUUUUGUGUGAAGGUGUCAAAAUACUUUUUAAAACCGCUCUUGUUAUACUUGAGGGCUGCUUAGGAAACGCAAAAAAUCGAAAGAGAUGUUCAGGUCUUUGUGAAACAUUAGAUUUACUGCGAAAUCCUCCCGAAUAUGUUCUAUCAGAAGAAUACUUAGUCCAUGGGUUAAGCAAACUUGGAUUAACCGAGAAAGAUUUUGAGCUGGAACACCAGAAACAAACGGCUAAGAGACGAAGUUUAGUGGCAGUUAGUAAUGGCAGUUCUCCUAGGUAAUAAUAGUGUAUGGUAAAAGUUUGUUUCGUUAUAAAUUCAGGUAAAUUUCAGUUGUCAGAUGAAAAUGUUGAAUUUGUAUUUUGUUGUUGAUGGUUAAAGAAUUAACAUUUUAUUUAUAUGUGCAUAAAAAUUAUGAAUUGUUUUUUU
Molecule: messenger RNA, 1477 nt
Organism: Agrilus planipennis (emerald ash borer)
Lineage: Eukaryota; Metazoa; Arthropoda; Insecta; Coleoptera; Buprestidae
Product: TBC1 domain family member 10B
Exons: 4
Coding region: 251-1330 (359 amino acids)
Source: RefSeq, a predicted model, not a curated record